This is a messenger RNA of Saccoglossus kowalevskii, 2083 nucleotides long. Its product is annotated as tripartite motif-containing protein 3-like. The record is from RefSeq and is a predicted model, not a curated record. NCBI's taxonomy places the organism in Eukaryota, Metazoa, Hemichordata, Enteropneusta, Harrimaniidae. Gene Ontology annotation, molecular function: protein binding; zinc ion binding.
AUGGCUGCAGCUGCCUCGGAUGUAGUAGAUGCUGGUGCUGUCUUGGCGGAGAUUAAUGAAGACUUCCUGUGUUGUGCUAUAUGUCUAGAGCGGUAUUCAGACCCAAAGAUACUACCAUGUCAACAUACAUUUUGUAAGAAGUGUCUAGUACAACUAGCUGAGAAAGGAGUAGCUGAUACACUGAUGUGUCCAACUUGUAACAGGUCAGUAAAGGUACCUAUCAAUGAUCUGCAGUCUAAUUUCUUCAUGAGCUCACUUCUAGACAAGAUACCCGAGAAACUGGUAGCUGGUACCCCUAAAGUGUGUGAAUUUUGUGAAGAAAAUGAAGUCACCUCCAUCUGUGUUGAAUGCCAACAGUAUUCCUGUACACCUUGUACUAGAGUACAUAAAAAAACCAAGACAACAAAAUCUCAUCAGGUUCUAUCGGUUGACGAAUAUCAAGAGACAAAGAACAAGAAGCCAUUUGCUGUACAGUCGAUACAAUACUGCAAUGUCCACACAGGUAACCAGUUGAAGUACUACUGUGAUACCUGUCAGACACCUAUAUGUAUGGAGUGUACAAUCAUAGAUCAUAGAGUUCCUGAACACAAACACAGAUAUAUUAAAGAGGUGGCAGAUGAGUAUUCUGACGAAUUAAAGGGGAAGGUCAGGAAGUUAAAAGUGAAAGCAGAUGAAGCUGAGACAAGUAAAAUGUCAGCCAAGGCAGCCUGUGAUAAACUAAAAACCUGCUGUAAAGAAGAAGAAGCAAAGAUAAACAAGAAAACAGAUGAAAUCUUGGAAGAUCUGAGAAGACAAAUAGAGGUAGUUAAGCAGAAGAAGGAAAGAUUGGUGGAUGAGUUGAAGACAGAAUAUACAGCUAGAGUAAAGAAUAUGGAAAUCAAAGUUGAUGAACUGGAGAUGAAACAUGGAAACAUAGUCAGUACUUGCAGCUACCUAGAGACACUGGUGCAACAUGGGAAUCCUGGACAGAUAUUGAGUGCCAAACAAGUUUACCAACAACGAAUUGAUGGGUUGAUUGCCAUGGAAACUAAACCACAACUUAUUCCUGAUGUAAUAGAGUUCAGACCUCAUCCAGGGAGAGAUGAUGUAAGAAUGCUGGCAACAAACGCAUGUCAACAAAACUGUAGUCUUGAUAAUGUCCCAAAACAACUGAUCAAAGGUGACACUGCAACUUUAAUGGUAACAACCAGAGAUAAACAAGGAAAACAAGUCAUUCCACGCCAGGUGGUUGAGGCUAGAGUAACAAAACCUGAUGGAUCAAGUGAUGAUAUCAAAGUACAGGAUAACAAUGAUGGAACACACACAAUGAUGGUACAUGGAGAAAUAGAUGGGAAAUAUAAAGUGUCAGUGACAAUAGACAAUCAGCCAACACCAGGAACACCUGCACAGAUCCAUGUCAUUAAAGGAUUGGUGAAGACCAUUGGUAAAGAGGGCAGUGGAAAAGGGGAGUAUAAUAAGCCAGUUGGUGUUACAAUAGAUAGGAAUGGUGACAUUGUUACAGCUGACAGGGGUAAUAAAAGACUACAAAUUACAGACAAGGAUGGAAAUUAUAAAAAUAUUACAAAAAUUGAAAAAAUUAUUCCAGUUGAUGUGUGCAUAUUUAAUGACAAAUACUACAUGGUAGAUUAUGAUAAUAAACAAGUUGUUAUCAGUGAUAUGAAUGGUCAUGUGAUCAAAGAAUUCAGUGAAAACAUGAAGCAUCCUCAACGCAUUGCUGUUAGACCUGCUGAUGGUAUGGUGUAUGUAUCUGAUUGGAAUGGGUUAGUUUACGAGAAAACGAAUAAACAUGGUCACUGGAUAAGAAAAUACACAACAAAUGGAGAUUACAUCAAAUCAUUUGGAGGUUAUGGAAGUAAUCCAGGACAAUUUAAAGGGCCAUCUUUCAUGGCUGUAGACAAUCAAGGAUUGCUAUUUGUAGGUGACUAUAACAAUAACCGCAUACAAGUCUUCAAUACAGAUGAUGAGUACAUGUAUUCAUUCAAGUGUUCAGGUAAAGGAGAUGGUCAGAUAUACGCACCACGUGGCAUAGCUAUUGAUAAUGAGGGAUAUGUAUAUGUAGCUAGUAGUAAUAAUAAGCUACAAA